AUGGAAUUGGAGGAACUGGUGAAACAAUUUGGGUCAAAACUGAUGCUAUCUGAGAAAGAACUUGAAGGGGUUCGACUAGAAGAGAACAAGCUUUCUGGUACUUUGUUAGGCUUCCACUACAGCCUGGUGGCCGAGGUCUUGUCACACCGGUCAGUGAACAGAGAUGCUUUCGUUGAGAUGUUUACUGGAUUAUGGCGAGGCCACAAGGGAGUCUGCAUACGGGAGAUUGGAGAAAAACGAUUCCUCUCGAGAUUCGUGCACUUUCACGAUAUUUAG
Messenger RNA from Prunus armeniaca (apricot), 276 nucleotides. The record is from the annotation of a GenBank genome assembly. Lineage: Eukaryota; Viridiplantae; Streptophyta; Magnoliopsida; Rosales; Rosaceae.